AAAUUCACUCGCAGCCAACCCAUUCAAUGUUUUUCUCUCUCUCUAACAUACACACACACAUCGGCAUUGCAUUGCGUUGCGAAUCCGGAAAUCUAGGUUGGUGGUGAUUGGAUCGAGUAUGUCGAAAUCGUUGCCGUACUCGAUGAAAGAUGUUCGCUAUGAUAACGCCAAGUUUCGCCAACGAUCGUGUUUCAAGAUGAUUACUCAGACUUUACUCACCAGUAAUGUGAAGCGUGAUUGUGUAAGAUGUAGUACGGGGAAGUUUUUAUUGUUACUAAUGAUUGGUGGUUUGGCAUAUCUUAUGUUCACUCAUGCAAGUCCAAUCAAUUCUGUUACUAGUCUAGCAAAAGAAGGCAAUCUCAGCACGAAUGGUAGUAACAAAUUUGGUAGAUUUUGGAGAAAACCACCAAGGCUUCCUCCUAGAUUAACACCUGAUCAAAUAAGUAGUAACAAUAUUUCUAUUCAUGAGCCUGAGAAGCUAAAUGCAGCAUCUAAAUGGAGAGCUAGGCAACAAAGUGUUAAGAACGCAUUUAUCCAUGCAUGGUCUGGCUAUAAAAAGUAUGCAAUGGGUUAUGAUGAACUUAUGCCACUGAGCCAGAGGGGAGUCGAUAGUUUAGGAGGUUUAGGUGCUACUGUUGUGGAUGCUCUGGAUACAGCCAUGAUAAUGGGAAUUGAUGAAGUAGUUUCUGAAGCAGGUUCGUGGAUUGAAAAGAACCUUCCAGAGAGGAUUAGUCAGAAAGGCCAAGUUAAUUUAUUUGAAACCACCAUACGCGUUCUAGGUGGCCUUUUGAGUGCUUAUCAUUUAAGCGGGGCAGAACAAGGGAAGAACCUGAUACACAAGGGGCCUAAGCCAAUUGUCUAUCUAGAAAAUGCUAGAAACUUGGCUGAUCAUCUGCUAAUUGCGUUUAAUUCUAGUCCAACUGUUAUUCCCUUUAGUGACGUUGUUCUACAUGAUCGCACAGCCCAUCCUGCUCCUGAUGGAAUGAGUAGCACUUCUGAAGUUUCCACUUUACAACUUGAGUUCAAUUAUCUCAGCUCUCUAACUGGUGAUCCAAAAUAUAGUAUUGAAUCCAUGAAGGUUUUGGAACAUUUGAAGACUCUCCCAAAGGUCGAAGGACUGGUUCCUAUUUACAUAAGCCCACAGACUGGUGAAUUUAAUGGGGAAAACAUUAGACUGGGAUCUCGUGGUGACAGCUACUAUGAGUACCUUGUUAAAGUAUGGCUUCAGCAGCGAGAUAGUAAACUGACAUAUUUACAUGACAUGUAUGAAGAAGCAAUGAAGGGUGUUAGGCACCUUCUUGUGCGAAAAUCUGUCCCAAAUGGAUUGGUUUUUGUAGGGGAACUGCCUUAUGGACCUAAUGGUGCAUUUAGUCCCAAAAUGGAUCAUCUGGUUUGUUUUCUUUCUGGUACUCUGGCCAUUGGUGCCACCAAAGGCAUGACAAAGGAAAAAGCUAUGAAUGCCAAUUUGCUCACCUUUGAAGACCUGGAAAAUCUGAAGCUUGCAGAAAGUCUUGCUGAGACGUGCUUUGAGAUGUAUUCAGUAACUUCUACCGGUCUUGCUCCAGAAAUUGCUUACUUCAAUACGGAGGGACAUUCUGAAGAAGGUCCAGAUGGUGGGAACAAGAGCUCCAAAUAUGUGCAUGACAUAAUUAUCAAACAUGCUGAUCGUCACAAUCUUUUGCGUCCUGAAACUGUUGAAUCGUUGUUCGUCUUGUAUCGCAUAACUGGAGAUCUGAAAUACCGUGAAUGGGGUUGGGAGAUCUUUAAGGCAUUUGAGAAAUACACAAAGGUCAAAACUGGAGGUUACACAUCUCUAGAUGAUGUAACUGUUCUUCCUCCUCGAAGAAGAGACAAGAUGGAGACCUUUUUCUUGGGUGAAACACUGAAAUAUCUGUACUUGCUGUUUGGGGACAACAAUGUCAUUGCUUUGGAUGAGUUUGUUUUUAAUUCUGAGGCUCAUCCUUUUCCUAUCAAAGGAACUACCAAAGAGCAAUGAUACUUUGACUACAGCCAAAGCAUUUAUACAGGUUAAAGCAUAAUGUUGCACUCGCUUAAUAGAUUUUGUGGGCACAGAUUAAAAAAUGAGUGAAAAUUUUACAGAGUUCUACUGUUGCAUCUGGAAGCCAUGAUAGCCUGGCGAUGAUAUUGACAAGUAUUAGCAGUGGCUCAACUUGGUUGUUUUCUUGUACUGUGAAUUGAUGGUUUAUCUGCAUCCCUCUGUCACAUUGGAAAACCAGAGGGAAAAAUGCUUUGGAAUUCUCUAUCUGUAUGCUGCCACCAGUUGAUGACAAUUUUGCAAAAUGUGUUUUUAUCAGUAGAUGUGGAGUGAUGUACUUAGAAUUUUUAUUUUUAUUUUCUUUCAUCUGUAAUGAGUCAAAGGCAACCAACCAUAUGUAACUGUUUUUUCCAGUUUUAUAGUUUUCCAGUAUUGUUAAUCGCUUUGGAGAGACAA
This is a messenger RNA of Camellia sinensis, 2452 nucleotides long. RefSeq names its product mannosyl-oligosaccharide 1,2-alpha-mannosidase MNS3. The record is from RefSeq and is a predicted model, not a curated record. Gene Ontology annotation, biological process: mannose trimming involved in glycoprotein ERAD pathway; carbohydrate metabolic process. Gene Ontology annotation, cellular component: endoplasmic reticulum; membrane; trans-Golgi network. Lineage: Eukaryota; Viridiplantae; Streptophyta; Magnoliopsida; Ericales; Theaceae. Gene Ontology annotation, molecular function: mannosyl-oligosaccharide 1,2-alpha-mannosidase activity; calcium ion binding.